Messenger RNA from Pichia membranifaciens NRRL Y-2026, 648 nucleotides. RefSeq lists its product as hypothetical. Gene Ontology annotation, cellular component: membrane; mitochondrial inner membrane peptidase complex. Gene Ontology annotation, molecular function: serine-type endopeptidase activity. Lineage: Eukaryota; Fungi; Ascomycota; Pichiomycetes; Pichiales; Pichiaceae. Bases 1 to 648 code for a protein of 215 amino acids. The record is from RefSeq and is a predicted model, not a curated record. The transcript has a single exon.
AUGAAAACUGUAAUACGAGAUGUUAAGAGAAUAGCAUCACUAUCUGUGCGAACGAUAGCAGGACUUCAUUUAUUCACGGCGACAUGUUUUGAAAUCUCACAAACCGAAGGUGCUAGUAUGCUACCUACCGUCCAAACACGUGGUGACUUUUGUGUUGUGGACAAACGAUUCAGAAAUGGGAAUGGCAUAGAAAUGGGUGAUAUUAUAGUGGCUCGCAAACCGACUCAACCUGAUAGCUGGGUUUGCAAGAGAGUUACCGGUAUGCCCGGUGAUGUUGUCCUUAUAGAUCCGAGUCGGGGAAGCGUUGAUUCCCUAAGAGAAGGAUACUCUGAUCAGCUGGAACUUGAAAGUGACAAUGAUGAGCGUACCAGCCCUGAGUUUAAGUCAAGAUUCAAGGAGAUAAAGAUGAGUAAAUUAGGAUAUAAUCGAAGUCCAUAUGACCAGUUCAUCAUUGUGCCGGAUGGUCAUGUGUGGGUGACCGGGGACAAUCUAAGCGAUUCUGUGGAUAGUCGAACAUAUAGUGUAUUGCCAAUGGGUUUGAUUGGCGGGAAGAUUAUUAUUGGGAUGUAUUUGCACAAUUUGAUGGGAUUCAAAGGAGAAUAUUAUAGAUGGCUAGCAAAUACGUUCAGUGAGUGUUCGGUGGAGUAA